AUGAUGCAAGGUGAUCCUUCACGUAAGAAGAAGGACAAUGAUGAUUAUGACUUCACUAAUUUGAUUUUUUCUUGGUCCAUUGAAAACAUCUUAGAUGAAGAUCUUUACAGGAACAAGGUAGAGAAGAUUGCACAAACGUUUCAGUCCACAGAUCAUUACUUUGGAUCUUAUACGUACCCUUUGUUGGAAGAAACUCGAGCACAACUAUGCUCAAGUAUGGAGAUGAUACACCAAGCUCCUUAUGCAGAAGUUAUUGGUCUAAAAGAAGCAAAAUCAGCUCACAAUAAUUUGUAUAAGUUGACAAUUAAUUGCUGGAAAAAUAGGUUUACUCAUUCUGGAGAACCAUACAAAACAUUUCCUGGUGAUUUUUUAAUACUAUCUGAUUACAGACCAGAAGCUAUAAAAGACCUCCAAAGGAAUGGAAGGAUGUGGAGUUUUGUGUCUGUAAGGACAACUGAAGACGGGAAUGAUGACGAUUUCAUGUUAAAAGUUGAGGCAUCAAAAGAAUUUGACCCUACAAAUUGGAGGAACAAACCUCUAUUUCUCAUUUUUCUGACAAAUAUGAUCCCUAAUAAAAGAAUUUGGGCUGCCCUUCAUAUGCCUGGUAAUUUUGAGAUACUCAAGCAGAUCUUAUGCACCAAGGAGGACGAGGAAUGUAGUAAUUGUAGCUCACAGGCCAAUGCUUUAGGUGAUGACAGAUCAUACCAAGUGUUAUUAUCAGAGCUUAAUAUAUCACAAAAGGAGGCAAUUUCUUCAUGUCUUUCUGGCCUCGGCUGCAAUCACAAAACAGCCGCGAAACUUAUAUGGGGUCCUCCUGGCACAGGAAAAACAAGAACUUUGGCCACAUUGCUUUUUGCUCUGUUCAAAAUGAAGUAUAGAGUACUUGUUUGUGCUUCCACCAAUGUAGCCAUCAAAGAAGUUGCUACGCGUGUAGUAAAUAUAAUGAAAGAGGCACAUAGUAAGGAAUCUGGUGAUUUGUUCUGUUCCAUGAGUGAAGUGCUAUUGCUUGGAAACAAGAACAAGCUGAAAAUUGGAGACGAUGUUGAGGAUAUAUAUUUGGAUCAUCGAGUACAAGAGCUGACAAAAGCCUUGUUCCCUACUGCUACUGGAUUUAGAUCUUGCAUUAAAUCAAUGAUUGAUCUUCUUGAAUAUUGUGUUUCUGAUUAUCGUUUAUUUGUUGAGAUCGAGUUAAACAAUAAGAGAAACCUCAAAUCAUUUCUAGAGUUUCUUAGAGAAAGGUUCCAGUCAGCAAAAGGGAUACUAGAAUCUUGCAUUUCUAUCUUGUGUACGCAUGUGGGGAGGAGUUUGUUGAAACAUAACAUUCGGAAAUUAGUAUGUUUAAGUGAGGCACUUGAAUCAUUUCAGGGCUACUUGUUUCAAAGUAAUUUGCCUUCUAAAGAAUUGGAAAAGCUAUUUACUUACAAAAAUUUACCAGAGAUGGAUUCUUGGUCAUUUGAUGGUGCAGCAUACAAGCUGUACAUGAAGCGAAUUGAAUGUCUCAAUGCUUUAAUGACUGUGGUAGAUUCAAUUGAUGAGUUCAUACUGAUAAAAUCUUAUAAAUAUGAAUCAAUCAGACAGUUUUGUUUCCAAACAUCGUCGUUGAUAUUUUGCACAGCUUCUGGUUCUCAUAAGUUGCGCUCUUUAACCAUGAAGCCAUUUGACAUUUUGGUGAUAGAUGAGGCUGCACAGCUAAAAGAGUGUGAAUCAAUAAUACCUCUUUUACUUCCAGGCAUAAAACAUGUCAUUCUUGCUGGCGAUGAGCUUCAACUUCAGUCAAUGGUUAGAAGUAAUGUUUCUAAGGAAGCUGGUUUUGGGAGGAGCUUAUUUGAAAGAUUGAGUUCAUUAGGUUACCCAAAGUCUCUCCUUAAGGUGCAGCAUAGGAUGCACCCACAAAUAAGUUCUUUCCCAAUUUCUUAUUUCUAUUCCAACAAAAUCCAGGAUGCACCAAAUGUGGGAAGAUAUGACUUUGGGAAGAAAUAUCUCCCAGGGCCAAUGUUUGGUCCUUAUUCUUUUAUAAAUGUAGUUGGAGGCAAAGAACAGUUUGAUGAUGAAGGAAGGAGCCACAAAAAUUUAGCAGAGGUCGCAGUUGUGAUGACAAUACUGAAAAAUCUGCACAAAGCAUGGUUGACCUCAAACCAUGAAUUAAGCAUUGGUAUUGUGACUCCCUAUGCUGGCCAAGUUGCUGCAAUUCAGGAGAAACUCGGAAAGAUUUAUGAAAGUGAUGAUGGAUUUAAUGUCGUGGUGAUGUCUGUUGAUGGUUUUCAAGGAGGGGAGAAGGAUAUUAUUAUGUUAUCAACUGUAAGAACAAGCAGUAGAUCAUCUCUUGAGUUCAUUUCCUCUCCGCAGAGGACUAAUGUUGCUCUUACAAGAGCUAGGCACUGCUUAUGGAUUUUGGGGAAUGAAUGGGCCAUUACAAAGAAUGAAAACGUUUGGAAUGCUAUUGUGCUUGAUGCCAAGAAACGUAAUUGUUUCUUUAAUGCAGAACAAGACGAGGAAAUGGCGACAGCUAUAUUGGAUUCCAAGAAAGAGGCAGAUCAGUUUGAUGAUUUGCUUGAUACAAAUAGUGUCCUCUUCAAAAAUAAAUUGUGGAAGGUUGAUUUUACUGACAAAUUCCGGAGGUCAUUCAAACGGCUAAAGUUUGAAGCGAGCAAGAAUAAGGUUAUCAACCUUAUUGAAAGGCUUUCCAGUGGAUGGAGGCCGAAAUGGAAUAAUGUGGAUUUGUAUUGUGAGAAUUCAACUCAUAUUUUGAAAAAGUUUAAGGUUGAAACUAACUAUGUUAUUUGUUCAAUAGAAAUAGUCAAAGGUUCAAGGUAUAUUCAGGUUUUGAAGAUAUGGAACAUAUUGCCUUUAGAGGAUAUCCAACAGUUGGCUAAACGCCUUGACAAUUUGUUCAAAAGAUACACCGAUGAAUAUAUCAGGAUGUGCAAAAAGAAAGGAACAAAUAACCUUCGGGACAUGGAGUUUCCAUUGAAUUGGCCACUUUCAGCCAAUAUCCAAAAGUUUGAGAAUGUUCAUAAUAAUGUAAAUGAUGGAGACGCAAAUGAUACAAGUGAAGCUGACAAAUCAAGGGCUGAGCAUGAAGAGUGUACGUUGUUGAUGAAGUACUGUUCCUUCUCGAGAGAUUAUAUGCUUCAUGGCAAAGAUAGUUUACAAGCGGAUCUU
This is a messenger RNA of Vigna umbellata (rice bean), 3162 nucleotides long. Lineage: Eukaryota; Viridiplantae; Streptophyta; Magnoliopsida; Fabales; Fabaceae. The record is from RefSeq and is a predicted model, not a curated record.